AAAGUAGUUUAUGUGGUUGACGGGUCUUUUUACUACAAAAAAUGGAUAGAUUUGUUGACAGUUGUUGCUGACAGACAGCGUUGACGUUGGAAAACGUUAGAUAGAGUUUAGCAAUUCAGACAGACAUGGAGGCAGAUGCGCUGAAAAGUGGUGGUGGCAGCAAUGCAUCCAAUCCUGUUCUCUAUUCUUUCAGCCAAAGCUCUUGCUCAUGGCGUAUCCGCUUUGCUUUAUGCCUCAAAGGGAUCCCAUAUGAGUGCAAAGAAGUGGAUCUUUCAAAAGGAGAGCAGUACAGUCCAGAGUUCGAGAAAUUGAACCCUCUGCACUAUGUUCCAGUAUUAGUUGAUGAUAAUGUGGUGGUUUCAGACUCUUAUGCAAUAUUUUUGCAUUUGGAGGAAAAAUAUGCUCAGAAGCCACUGUUGCCAGUUGAUCCUCAGCUCAGAGCUCUCAAUCUUCAGGUAGCAAGUAUUGUUCACUCUAGUAUACAGCCUCUUCACAUGCUUAAUGUUCUGAAAGAUAUGGAGAAAAUGUUUGGUGCGGAAUCAAAACCAUGGGCCCAAUUUACCAUUGACAAAGGUUUCUCAGCUCUUGAAAAGUUACUGAAGGAUUUUGCUGGUACAUAUGCCACAGGGGAACAUAUCUAUAUGGCUGAUGUAUUUUUGGCCCCACAGAUUACACAGGCGGUUCAGAGGUUUGAUAUUGAUAUGUCCAAAUUUCCUAUCCUGAGUAGAUUGUAUGAAACAUACAAAGCUCUGCCAGAGUUCCAAACCUCAUCACCACAAAGACAACCUGCUGCCUGCAUUCAUAACCCCUGACUACUUGGGUAUCUUCCAUUUUAAUUUUAUUUUAUUUUAUUUUGGGUGUGGCGUUACCAGGCAAAUUAAAUGGUCCUCAUAAGGCCUUGUAUGCAACACUAUUAAUCAAGUGAGAGAAACAAUAAAGCUUGUGAUUGAAAAAGUAGACACUACAAUGCUUUAGUUUUUGUGGUGUUGCAAAAACAAGUAUCUAUCUGCUUUUAUGUAUGCCUGCCGUAUGCCAAAAAACUAAUAUCUUUCUUGCAACA
This is a messenger RNA of Cajanus cajan (pigeon pea), 1060 nucleotides long. RefSeq names its product glutathione S-transferase zeta class. Gene Ontology annotation, biological process: glutathione metabolic process; L-phenylalanine catabolic process. Gene Ontology annotation, cellular component: cytoplasm. NCBI's taxonomy places the organism in Eukaryota, Viridiplantae, Streptophyta, Magnoliopsida, Fabales, Fabaceae. The record is from RefSeq and is a predicted model, not a curated record. Gene Ontology annotation, molecular function: maleylacetoacetate isomerase activity; glutathione transferase activity.